This is a messenger RNA of Orcinus orca (killer whale), 1692 nucleotides long. RefSeq names its product cellular communication network factor 6 (gene CCN6). The transcript is spliced from 4 exons. The coding region runs from base 629 to 1651 and encodes 340 amino acids. The record is from RefSeq and is a predicted model, not a curated record. Gene Ontology annotation, molecular function: heparin binding; integrin binding. NCBI's taxonomy places the organism in Eukaryota, Metazoa, Chordata, Mammalia, Artiodactyla, Delphinidae. Gene Ontology annotation, biological process: cell adhesion; signal transduction. Gene Ontology annotation, cellular component: extracellular matrix; extracellular region.
CAGGGCUGUGUGUUCCUUCCGGGGAGUCUAGGGGAGGAUCUGUCCUUUGCCUUUUCCAGCCUUUAUAAGCUGCUUGCAUUCCUUGGCUUGUGACGCCCCCCUUCAGCAGAAGCAUCGUGUUACCUCUGCUUCUAGCAUCACAUCUUCUCUGACACACCUGCCUCUCUCCUUCCCUUGUAAGGAAGAGUAGAUUGGAGGGGAGAAUUGGGAGUUUGUUUUUGGUCAUGUGAAGUUUGCUAUGCCUGUCAAAUAUCUAAGUGGAGAUCUGUUAAGUAGGCAGUUUGAGUUCAGAAGAGAGGCCUGGGUGGAGAUAUGAGAUGCAGUGAGGGAAGUUACUUCAGAGGUCUUUACCCACAGUGGGUUUCAGUGUUUAGAGAUGAAGAUGAUGAGAAGAAACUAGCAGAGGAGACUGAGAAGGAGCCAUCAGUGAGAAAGGAGGAGAAAGAGUCAUGUGUUGGAAGCUGAGCGCAGAAAAGUUUAAGGAGCGAGUGAUCAUGUCAAAUACUGGUAGAUACUAUUAUUAUUACAAUUCACCACACUAUAUUCUCGUACUCUGGGGGAAAUCUAUUUCCAGAAGACCUCUGAAAUUAGUUUGAGGAACCAUUUCUAACAUCACCUUUGUUGUCAAAUGAAGUUCUACUGCAGGGUCCAGGGCACUGGGCUGGUAGACACGGCGCCCGAAGGAAGGCCUGGUGAGGUAGCAGAAGUGCACCAUCGUCAACAGUUUUGUCACUGGCCCUGUCAGUGCACUCGCCAGAAGCCCAGCUGCCCUCCUGGAGUGAGCCUGGUGAGGGAUGGCUGUGGAUGCUGUAAAAUCUGUGCCAGGCAACCAGGGGACACCUGCAACGAAGCUGACCUCUGUGACCCCCACAAAGGGCUGUACUGUGACUACUCAGCAGACGGGCCUACGUACGAGACUGGAGUGUGUGCAUACCUUGUAGCUGUGGGAUGUGAGUUCAACAGGGUACAUUAUCAUAAUGGCCAAGUGUUUCAGCCCAAUCCCCUGUUUAGCUGCCUCUGUGUGAGUGGGGCCAUUGGAUGCACACCUCUGUUCAUACCAAAGCCGGCUGACAGGCACUGCUCUAGGGCUAAAGGUGGAAAGAAGACUGAUCAGUCAAAAUGUGGCCUGGGGUCAUCACAACAGCAGCUGUCAACAAGCUACAAAACAAUGCCAGCUUAUAGGAAUCUCCCACUUAUUUGGAAAAGAAAAUGUCUUGUGCAAGCAACGAAGUGGACCCCUUGCUCCAGAACAUGUGGGAUGGGCAUAUCUAAUAGGGUAACCAAUGAAAACAGCAACUGUGAAAUGAGAAAUGAGAAAAGACUGUGCUACAUUCAGCCUUGUGACAGUAAUAUAUCAAAGACAGUAAAGAUCCCCAAAGGAAAAACAUGCCAACCUACUUUCCAACCCGUCAAAGCUGAAAAAUUUGUCUUUUCCGGAUGCUCAAGCACUCAGAGUUACAAACCCACUUUCUGUGGGAUAUGCUUGGAUAAAAGAUGCUGUGUCCCUAACAAGUCUAAAAUGAUUACCAUUCAGUUUGAUUGCCCAAACGAAGGGUCAUUUAAAUGGAAGAUGCUGUGGAUUACAUCUUGUGUAUGUCAGAGAAACUGCAGAGAUCCAGGAGAUAUAUUUUCUGAGAUCAAGAUCCUAUAAAACCAAGCACAUGGGGAAAAAGUUAAGGUCAAUCAUGUCAU